This is a messenger RNA of Oryzias melastigma (Indian medaka), 3645 nucleotides long. RefSeq names its product adaptor related protein complex 1 subunit gamma 2 (gene ap1g2). Gene Ontology annotation, biological process: receptor-mediated endocytosis; Golgi to vacuole transport; intracellular protein transport. The record is from RefSeq and is a predicted model, not a curated record. The transcript has 22 exons. NCBI's taxonomy places the organism in Eukaryota, Metazoa, Chordata, Actinopteri, Beloniformes, Adrianichthyidae. The coding region runs from base 157 to 2544 and encodes 795 amino acids. Gene Ontology annotation, molecular function: clathrin-cargo adaptor activity. Gene Ontology annotation, cellular component: AP-1 adaptor complex; membrane coat; Golgi apparatus.
UUAUUCUGAAAAUUCAAGGAGGAAGUGGGGUGUUUGCCUGCGACAUUUUGACACAAUCUUCAUGGAUUUCUCGCGUUUGGAUGUCCAGCCAAGUAACAGCGGCCGAGUGUGAACUGCACUGCGUUCCUUUCUACACACAGGCACCUGUAUUGAGCCAUGUCCCCAUCAGUCCCCCUACAGGAGAUGAUCCGGGCCAUCCGGUCAGCCAGGACUCAGUGUGAGGAGCGGGGCGUCAUCCAGAGGGAGUGUGCUGCCAUCCGGGCUCAGUUCAGGCAAACCGAUAAUGGGGGGCGCUCACACAACCUGGCCAAGCUUCUCUAUGUGCACAUGUUGGGUUACCCCGCCCAUUUUGGUCAGAUGGAGUGCGUUCGCAUGAUCGCCAGUCCUCGCUACAGUGAGAAGCGAGUGGGAUAUCUGGGAGCCAUGAUGCUCCUGGACGAGAAGCAGGACGCCAGCCUACUCAUCACCAACUCUAUCAAGAAUGACCUUUCUCACAGUAACCAGUACGUGCAGUCUCUGGCUUUGUGCACACUGGCCUGCAUGGGUUCGGCUGAGAUGUGCCGGGAUCUGGCGCCGGAGAUCGACAGGCUGCUGCAGUCUGCUAACUCCUACAUUAAGAAAAAGGCGGCUUUAUGUGCCGUUCACAUCGUAAGAAAAGUCCAGGAUCUAGGAGAGCUCUUCAUCCCUGCUGCUCGUUCCCUUCUCAGUGAGAAGAAUCACGGUGUGCUGCACGGCGCUGUGGUGCUCAUCACCGAGCUAUGUGAGCGGAACCCAGAAACGCUGAAACGCUUCAGAAAGACGGUGCCAGAUCUAGUUCAGAUCAUGAAAGGCCUGAUCAUUUCAGGGUAUUCUCCAGAGCACGAUGUGUCUGGAAUCAGUGAUCCUUUCCUUCAGGUACGCAUCCUGAGAUUGCUGAGAAUCCUCGGCCGCAACAGUGAAUCUGCAAGUGAUGCUAUGAACGACCUCUUAGCUCAGGUGGCGACCAACACUGAUAGCACCAAGACUGUGGGCAACGCUGUGCUUUACGAGACUGUUCUCACCGUUCUGGAUAUCAAGUCAGAGAGCGGCCUCAGGGUUCUGGCCGUCAACAUUCUUGGCAGAUUUCUCUUGAACAGCGACAGAAACAUUCGGUACAUUGCCAUGACUUCCCUUCAGAAGAUUGUUGGAACGGACCACAAUGCAGUGCAGCGCCACCGGGGAACUAUAGUAGACUGCCUGAAGGACCAGGAUGCAUCUGUCAAGCGGCGGGCCUUGGAGCUCUCCUUGGCUCUGGUGUCAGCCUCCAACAUCCGCUCCAUGAUAAAGGAACUCCUCCUCUUCCUCUCCUCCUGUCCUCCCGAGCUCAAGGCUCAAGCCACUAGCGGGAUAUUCAUCGCUGCUGAGAGGUAUGCACCCUCCAAGCGCUGGCACAUAGACACCAUCCUGCAUGUCCUCACGACGGCAGGGGGCGACGUGAGAGAUGAAACUGUACCCAACCUGAUUCAUCUCAUCACCAAUGCCUCAGAGCUGCACUGCUACACCGUCCACAAGCUGUACCGCGCUCUGGUGACUGACAUCUCUCAGCAAUCUCUGGUCCAGGUGGCGUGCUGGUGUAUAGGAGAAUACGGGGACCUGCUGCUCAAAGGAGAGUGCCAGGAAACCGAACCUGUACAGGUGUCAGAGGACGAUGUCCUGGACGCCUUGGAAACAGUUCUGCAGUCGCACAUGUCGUCCUCGACAACCAGAGGCUUUGCUCUCACCGCCACCAUGAAGCUGAGCACACGUAUCACAGACAACGUGGACCGGAUCCGGAGCAUCGUGAGCAUCUACGGGAGUUGCAUCGAUGUGGAGCUCCAACAGAGAGCAGUGGAGUACAACGCACUCUUCAAGAAAUACGACCACAUGAGGGCAGCAGUUCUGGAGAGGAUGCCCCUGAUGGAGAGAAAUUCCUCUGGAAAUACCAACGGGGAGGCAACCGCGGAGACCAUCACCGAAACCAACUCCUCCAAAGUUACACAAGAAGACAGAGUGCCAGCGCCGCCGCCGCAGCAGCAGCCCGCCAAACAGACAUACGAUCUGUUAGAUCUACUCGGAGGCUCUUCUGAGCCUCUGCAGCAAAUCCCUGCAGCUCAGACCCUCCCCAUCAAUACAUCUGGCUCUGCUGGAGGAGACCUGCUGGACCUGCUGGGCGGGCUGGAACCAAGUCCUGCAACACCCGCUCCCUCAGUGACGGUGUACGAGAAAGAUGGCGUCACUUUGACACUAAGUUGUGAGCAGCAGUCAGACUCGUCCUUGGCUGUUACGCUCACAGCCACCAACGCCUCCGAGUCAGACAUCAGCGGCUUCACCCUGCAGGCCGCAGUGCCCAAGAGUGUGCAGUUAAACAUGAAGGCCCCCAGCAGGGACUCUCUGCCUGCACGAGGUGCAGCUCAAAUGACCCAGCUGGUGAUGCUCAACAACCCAAACAAGGUUAAUCUGAAAAUGAGGAUCCGCAUCUCCUACACCAGGCAAGGAUCGGCCUUUCAGGAUAUGGUUCAGGUCGACUCCCUUCCCGGACUCUCUUAAAAAGAAAACUGUUUGAGCUCUCUGCAUCGAGAUAUUUCAAUGAAAUCAUCUGGUUUUUAGAAUGUCUCAAAUUGGACAAACUCAGAGGAACAACAUCGUUUUUUGUUUUUUUUUAAAGCCAAAACUUCAAAUCACUGUGUGAGAAACCCAGAUCAGUCCUUCAUGUGUGGGAUGAAUCAUUUUCUGCAUGUGUGUCUUUCAUGUCAUUUUUGGCCUUUUCUCUCUUCAGCUGCAGCAUUAUUUUUCACGCUUGGGGUCAUCCGUUUGACCCAGAUUUAGCUCCGGCACGUUUGAUUAACGCCCAAAUGGGUCCAGGCUGCACUCCAUAUCAGCACACCUCCGCCAUCUUGUUACCCGUUUUUACCCAUGACGAACACUCCUGUUGUGUCAUCACACAGAAAAAUCGUCUUUACUUUGGUAGUUUGUGCAAGAAUUCUGAAGACAGUCUCAGAAAUCAGGUUUAAUGUACAGUUUGUGCAUAAAGAAUGUUUCUGUCACGGGAAAUCAGAACCGGGUAUUUUUUUACUCAUCUCCAGUAGAACCUCUGCAGCUUGUAAUCACGGAACACACUCAGGAACUAAAGAGCCGAAUAUAUUAGUAGAAAAUUAUUUUAUUCAUUAUAAAAAAGCCACUUUUCAAAAUCUAUAGAAAUAUUGAAGACUAACCUCAUUCUCUUCUUUAAAUAUGGUUCUAGUCUUUAAUUUCUGCAAACAUAUGACUUGAAAUACCAGGUUUUAUUUGAGAAGAAGGCCCAAUACAGUCAAAAUACAACAAAUAUUUAGUUUUUUGAGGCUUUUUAAGACAUUUUUGAUUAAACUUUAGAAACUUGAAAAUGACAGCUUCUUAAGGCCUUUUUAAAAGAUUAAUAAACUUAUUUUUUUUAAUUUCUCUUUGAUGCUCUCAAAAUUUGAAGGAAUUGCUGAGUAAUCGGUUUGACCUCUGAUUAUCCACGUAUUUCUGUUCACUCCGAACUUCAAUUUACUUUGAAGGUUUGAUCUUAAAAACUGGAAAAUUAGUUUUUUUUGAAUUGAUUAAUUAUUUUUUGCAUUUAACCACAAAAAGUGAGUUUUGGAGUCACAUUAAUGCAGAAAAGAGACAAAA